AUGGGGAGGAGCAACCGGGCACCCGAGGAGUCUUCUUCCGACUCGGAGCAGGAGUGGCGCCUUUCGGGUCGCCGCCACCUGGCGGAGCAGCACGCGGCGACUGUUACGAGGACGCACGAGGAUUUCGAGGGGUCCACGGUCGCCUUUACGGCAACCUCGAUGGUGGGUCUUACGCCGGGCCAGAACCUGCUGUUGGUGCCAGCCGCGGAAGUGAAGAAGAAGACGGCAGAGCAGGCAAAGGCAGCUGCGAAAGCAGCGGCGGAGAAAUUCGUGAAGGAGCGCCAGGAGAGCGCCCAGUGGGCCAAGGAAGCAGAGGAAGCAAAGAAGAAGAGAGCAGCCAAAGCCGCAGAGGCCAAGAAGAAGGCAGCCGAGGCGGAGAAGUUGAUCAACGAGGCCACGGAGGCAAAGAAGAGAGCAGCCGAGGCAGUGGAGUUGGUCAGCGAUUCCCCGGAGGGGAAGAAGAAAGCAGCCGAGGCAGAGAAGUUGGUCGACGAGGCCACGGAGGCAAAGAAGAAAGCAGCCGAGGCGGAGAAGUUGGCCAGCAGAGCCGCGGAGGCAAAGAAGAAGGCAGCCACAGAGGCCGCGGAGGCAGAGAAGAAGGCAGCCACAGAGGCCAAGAAGAGGGUCGCCGAAGCGGCCGAGGUCACAGAGGUCAAGAAGCCCAAGGGCAGUGUGGCCAGAGCAAAGGCGGAGCCGUCUUCCUUGAAGAGCCGGGCCCAGCGCGGGAUUCCCGGGCAGACCGACACUGCGCUGAGAAUGCUUUCGCAGCGGGCCAAGGAGAAGAAGAAGCAGGGCUACCUCAUGAAGGCCAUCAACAACGCUAUGAAGAAAAAGGCCGAGGAGCAGAAGGGCGCGCCGGUCAGAAGAACCUGGGAGAAGCAUGUCAAGGACCACUAUGCUCAGAUCAGGGGGCUGGAGAUCCCGUUCGUGGAGGUGACGAUUUCCGAAAUCGUCAAGGAGCCUCGUGGACCGCCGGGACCGUCGACGGUGCCGCAGCCGAAGACCCCUCCAGCGCGAGCUGCAAGGGCCCCGGAGAGGGAGGAGACUUCCCACGCCGCCGAGGGGCCCGAGGUCAGCCGGACGAGGGCCCUCUGCGCCCUCAGAGUGGUCACCUGUGUCCAGUCUGCCGCCAUGGAGCCCCCAGCAGAGAGGAGAGCCGAGGAGCUGCACAUCGGGGACGACGGCAAGAUCUACAACUCGCGGGGCGAGGUGGUGGAGCUCGAGAGCAUCGAGAUAGACGCCCACCAUCCAGGAAUAUCCGAUGGUCCUUCUUCCUUGGGACUCUCGCUUCUGAUGCAAGAAAAGGUUGCGUUUGCAUGUGAGCAUGAUGUUGCAGUUGAGCUUGGUGAGCAUGCAUGUGUUGGUGGUUUGGGUGAGCAUGAUUUGCAGCAUGGUGAGUUGCUUGAGCAUGUUGGCCAGGACCGACCACAGCGUGACCGGAGCGAGGCCCAUGAUAGCCAGAGUGAAGCAUGGUUGCUUAGAGGGGAUCGGGAACUGUUGUUGCAGGAGAGCUGGGGUAAGCUAGAGCGAGAACAUGUUCUUAGAUCGCAUGUGCCGUACAAUGCGUCUUGCCCGCAAUGCGUGCAAGGUCGUGGGCUUGAACCCGCCAGAAGCCAGGAUCGGCCCCAGGACUCAGGGAUGAGAGAGGUGCAAAUAGAUAAGUUUUUCUAUAAGGGCCUCGCGUUCCUGGUAUUGGUUUUGGUUGGUGCCUUUGCCCUCGGUGUGGUUCCGUACCGUGAGGUGAGCGGAUCCCGAGGCCCAGCAGCCAAGGAAGCCAUGUUGAAUGACAUGUCGGCAUGGAGUCGUAGCGUUGGCUUGGUUGGUGUUGCUCCCAGUGAGCUGACGGUGAGUGUGAAGUCGGACAUUGAGGGUGUUGUGAAGAACCUUGCGCAGAGUUUUGCUGAUGGUUUGACCGCCGGUGCCAUCGAAGUUGUGGAUGCCCCUGUUGGUCGGCAUGCUGUUGUUGCAGAGCGUGCUGUGAGGACCAUCAAGGAAGGUGCAAACACACUGUGUGCUGGGUUGGAACAGGUCGGCUUGGAGCCCUGCAGGAAGGGUGUCACGUAUCUUUUGAUGCACGUUGCCCAGGUCUACAACCGGUACCAGGUGCAUCCUGGAUCGGCGCUGUCCCCAGAACAGCGGUGUUUGAAGACCACCCGUGGACCGCAUGCCGCAUAUGUUUGGGGUGCUGCUGUGCUUGCCACUCCUCCUCCCUCUUUGCGUGACAAGAUCACCGGCCGUUACGGCCACGCCGCCUACCUUGGACCAGAGGUCGGAAGUGGAAGCCACAUUGUGCAGUUUAGGCUGCGGGAUGGCGCCUUGAAGAUUGCGAGAAGCGCAAGAAUCCGGAUGCUGGUUCCUCUCACUUUUGAGGUGUCGAGCUUGAAAGGUGUUUGUCGCAUGUUGCCUGGAAGAAGGGAUGAUGCCCAGAAGAAGCUCCCCGAGAGCAGUGGUGACAAUGUGCGCGACCUCCCGUUGCCGAACACCGCAACCCGAGGACCACCACCAGCGUGGAUUGAAGAAAACGGAAGAACCCCAAGGUGCCGAGCUUGCCGGCUGCGCGGUUUCCCCGCGGAUAAGGCCUGGCACACCCAGAAGUGCCGUGAUCGAUACGCCGAGUUUGUGCGGAACUCUUUCGAUCCCAGCCGGGCAAUCCUCGAUCAAGCCCCAAUUGAAGAAGAAGUGACUGGGCGUGAUGAUUUGGGUGCUGGAUUUGAUGUUGAUCUUGGGCUUGAUGUGCCGGAUGAUCUUGAUCCGUUCCCGAAUUUUCCAUUGGACGAGGAUUUGGCUGAGUAUGAGCCCAGUCUGCCCGGAGUUGAGAAUGAGAUUGAGCUUGGAGAAGAACUCGAGCAGAUCGAGGCCCCGAGCCCGGGCGAGCUUGAUUUCAUGCAAGUGGAUCCUGAACCUCUUGAGGCACUCCCUGAAGAAGAGCGGGAGGCCAUGGUGUCUAGUGUGAUGUACCGAGAGUCCAUCUCCUUUGCUGGUGCGUCGGUUUGCUUUGCCGGGGCCGCCACCAAGGCUGACCUUUGGCCCUUGACCCGCAUAGGCCUAGCGAUCUGGAGCUUCCUGCGUAUCAUGCUUCAGCCAUACCCGUACCUGGCACCUUCUGAUGCCCAGCUUUCUGCCUGCGACUGGACAUCACGGCCAAAGCAGUUGCCCUGGCUUCCCGGAGUGCCCAAGGCAGCCGAUGCCCUACACUGGUGUGCUGCAGCCGAUGUCCACCCGGAUGAUGCAGAUCCGGACGAACUGCCAUCGGAGAUCCAGGAGAACUACGGUGUCCAGCCGAUGCCGCGACCCUGGAUGCAACCGUCGCUGCACGCGAAAACCGGGGCCACAAUUCCGCUGAUCGGGGUUCCGGAGGUGGCCGAAUUGUCCCUUCUGUAUUCAGAAGCCACAAUUCCGCCGACCGGGGAUUUGCGUGAUGAGGGUCUCCUCGCUGAUCCGAGCGAGUGGGAGCCCACAGCCACAGCCACUAACCUGGCUGAGUACUGGAUUGGACCCGCCUCAAGCCCCGGAAAGGAGAUGCCGAUUUGUGACGUGGAACUCCAGCGGCCUUACAGGGCUAAUCUGGAAACCUACUGGCGAGAAGAUCGCCAAUGGAGCGACGCUGGGUGGACAUACAUCCACCAUGGGAGCGGCCAGAACAAGGAGGCUGCAACAUAUUCGCAUCUUCCCCUCGAAGGGGCACCAGGGAUACCCCAGAGAAAUGUGCUGUGCGUGCUGGGCGAUCUCAACACACAGCUUCUGCCGAAAGGAGGUGUGGUCGGAACGGGCGUCCCACCGAGCCCGGGCCCUCAUCUUGAUGUGCCCGAGCUCACCAACACCUUGGAGACCUUUGGCCUGCUGGCUCUGAACACGUUCGGGCCAAGCCCAGGCAGCACAUUCAUCAAUGAGAGCAACGGCACCCAAUCCCAAAUCGACUACAUCAUUGCCCGCUCGGCCCACAGUGACAAAACCAGCCGUCAAGCUGCCACCAUUGCAGACUGGCCGGUCGGUGCGGCCCGACUUGGUAUGAAACACCUGCCCUUGCAAGGCUCUCUGCCUCUGAACUGGUGUCGUGGCUGCGUUGCUCUACAGGCCACCUUCGAGGCCCACCUCAGUGCCAUCCUGCCCCCUAACGCUUCAAUCCAGGACAUAGAUCGUAUCCUCCAGGAUGUGUGGCUACAGCUUUGUCCGGCAACAGCCGGCAACAAGCAAAGCCGAGACAAGAAUGAGCAGGCAGGCGCACCACAGCUUCAUACGGCACCUCGCAUAUGGGAACUCAGGGCAGAGAAGCGGCGACUGGCCGAGGACACCAGCCUGCAUGGUCAACUCGCCCACUGGCGAACCUCAGUUCGGCUGAGUGAGCUCGAACGUGCCGCAGGUGCAGCCCGCAGGCACCGUAAGCGACAGUUCCUUCUGGACCAAGUGGAGCAGGCCGAAACUGCUGCCGGCAAGGGACACCUUUCUAAGGUUUAUGCGGUGGUAAGGCGCCUUGCACCCAAGAAGGUCAACUUGAAGCUUCAUGUUCGCACUCCGGAGGGACACAUGCAGGGACCCCAAGCACAACGUGAAACAUUGUUGGCCCAUUUUCGUGAUCUCUAUCGGGCUCCUGAGGCACAGCCCCACCGUGUCCUACCAUGCCAGGAGCCCCUGUUCACACCCGCUGGUUGCACAACAGCCCUGGCCCGGCUCCCAGCACAGAAAGCCGCACACCCGAAAGCCGCCCCAGGGGUACUGUGGAAGCUUGGUGCCACGACUUUGGGCCCCAUGCUCAGCCGCAUCCUCAACGAUUCCUAUGCCGAGGUGCCCUGGAGACUCCCGAUUGAGCUCAGACAAGUUGCCCUCUGCUUAAUUCCCAAGCCAGGGCGCCGUGCACAACAACCGGCCGACGCACGGCCGAUCAGCCUCAUUCACCCGGCCAACAAAGCGCACGCCUCGAUGCUGAAUGAGCUCCUUGCGCCAUUCCUACUCCCGUACCUCGCCUCGUCGCCACAAUUCGCGUACUGUCAUGGGCGCUCAACUGCCGAAGCUCUUCACCGCGUCUACUCGCAUUUCUUUGCUGUUCGCGCAAAGGCCCCAGUGCGAGCACGCAUGGUCCAGCGCCGCCAGGACCGCACUGUCCAGCACCCGUGCACUGGUGGGAUAAGCUUCUCACUGGACGUGGCUCAGGCCUUCGACUCCAUACCUCGUUGGGUGAUUGUUGCCGCAUUGAGGGCAGCCGGAGCCCCAGAGGAUAUGAUCACCCAGAUUGUCACCCUUCAUGCGCAGAUUGUGCUUGAAAUCGAUCACGGGGGAGAUGUUGCAACUUGCCACACAGCCCGGGGUGUGAGACAGGGAUGUCCCCUUUCCCCGUCACUCUGGGCUGCUGCGACCACCUUUGUCUAUCAUCGUCUCCUGGAAGCUCUAGGCCCCGACGCGUCGCAAGUCAUCACAAUGUUCGCCGACGACGUGAUUGGCCAGUGGCGCAUCACAUCCCCGGAGGCCCUCCAAGAUGGACUCGAGCAGAUUCGAAGGAUGGUCAGGGUACUCCAACAUCAUGGGUUUCGGGUCAGCCCGACCAAGAGUGUGAUCUUGCUGCAGGUCGACGGCCCCAAAGCCUCGCAAAUUCUCGGAAAACUUCGUUUUCGGGAGCAGGGGCAGCCCAGGCUACGAUUGGCCACAGACCUGUCUUUUCCCAUCGUUCGCAGACACACCUACUUAGGCAUGAUCAUUGGAUAUGGGGCGUUCGAGCACCAUUCGGUAGCCUAUCGAUGCAAGCGUGCCACCCAGGUCUUCGCACGGCUGCGACAGGUGCUCUGUGGGCGCCACAGCCUCAGCAUGCACAAUCGCAUCCGGCUGUGGCGAGCGAUCGUGUGGCCUUCAUUGCGAUACGGCCUCUCCACCCUGCCGCUGGAGCCCAAGUCACUGCAGAGAGUGCAAGGAGUUGCCGCCAGACAGCUCCGAAUCAUAACGCACAGCCUGGGACACGAAACUCACAAAACUAACCUGGAGCUGUUCGCUGAGCUCCGGUUCCACCCUGAGUCACUUCUGCGUGCAGAGGCCCAAGCUAACAAAGAUCGAUUCGAAGCUCUGCCUGAGGCCCUGCAGCUAGAACGUACACGCCAAUGGCAUCACCUUCUCCUAGCCACCUUGGCGAGAUCCCCAGACGAGCCUGUUCAUUCACAGCCCCAGCCGCCACCAGCGAACGAAACUCCGGCUGACACAGAGCAGGCCACGCAGGCACCCCCGGUGCCGGUGAACCGCACACACUUCUCAGGACAAAGUCGGAAGCUCAGCCCAGCAAGAGUGCCAGUCAAGCUCGUUGAGGUAGGCGAAGUGACCCGCCCCUUUGCGUGUCCAGAUUGUCCCUGCACCUUUGCCACAGCAGCCACUUUGCAAACUCACAGAGCCCAGAAGCAUGGAGCCAUCAAGCGUGGCACCGUCAGGCGAGCCACCCAGCAGCAGAACCAGGCUACCCCCGACUUCUGCGCCAGAUUGGUCGAUGAACCGGCCAUUGCUACCUUAGUGCACUUUAAAGCCAAGCACAAGACCUUGCACAGCCGGCUCGAGCAAACAGAGGCAACAGCCAAAGGCAUAGCGGUUCAGCUGAAGAUGACCGCAACCGAGAUGGAGCAGGAGGACAGUCAGGAGUGGGAGCUGUACUCCAGGUUCAUGGCAAACCAGCCGGCACCCAAGCAGAGCCGCCCGUUGCCGUCGGCUUCGGAGAACGACCCGACACCGGCCAAACAGCUGAAGACCCAGACACAGCCAAAGGGCAAGGGAAAGGGAAAGGGAAAGGGGAAAGGAAACGGAAAGGACAAGGGUCGCGGCAAGAAGCAGCUCACCAAGGACGAACAGCAGGAGCUGAUGGACCUUCGUCAGCUGUGCGAACAGCUGAUCAGACUGGCAAUCCGCCACGAGGACAGCAUCAAGGCACUCCAGCUCGACACAUCGUUCGUGCUUUGGCUGCGGGUGGGAUUGCCGGGCGGCCUCCCCGAGAGCCUCCAUCAAGCUGCCGAGACAUGGAGAACGGAUCGAGAUCAGGGCCUGGCCCGCACCUCCCUGCGGCAUCAUCUGUGGCUCCACCUUUGGAAGGAGUUUCAACGUCGCCUCACCCCGGCGCUCCUCACAGCCGAGAUUCAGUCCUUGAUGACGAAGCUGGGUUAUUUGAAGGACGGACACUGGGCAUUCCUCCGCUGGGAGGCCAACGAGGAGACAGGAGGACGGCUGAUCCCGGACAUGGAGAAGAAGCCGCUGAACAUGCAGGAGGUCAGGGAGUCAGUAGAUCACAUCGUGCGUUUGAGCCAGGACGCGGAGCUGAUCACGCCUGCUAAGGUGGGAGCCAACAUGAACGCUUUGAGUGGAGUAUGGCAAGCACGCACCACUGAAGGAGAGGUGCGAUACCUGGGAGACACCUCUCCCCUGCCUUUGUCGGUGCCCCUGACUGCUGGCGCUACGGUGCAAGAACUUGUGAACUCAUGGACUGCCCAAGCCCAGGUCCAUGCGCUGUGGCAUCCUCCUGAGUGCAUAGCUUUGCAGCUUUCGCGAUACGGCCCGCAUGGUAAACUUCACACCCUCUUAAGGCUUGACGAUGAAGUGGUGCAAAUUCCUAGCUUUGUUGCAUCGGACACUCGUGUAUGCAUUGUCGCAUAUAAGCUGCAAGCCGUCGCGGUUCACUUGGGAAACACUCCUACGGAGGGCCAUUACCGAGCUGCCUUGCUGGACGAAGGCAACAAACUCUGGUAUGCAGACGAUGGCAAAACCGUGGACAGCUACUUGUCCCGCGGUUCAAAGUCAAAAAGCUUUAUCCAAGACCAGCUCAAGCAAAAGCAGAUUUUUAUCUUUGGCGUGCGUGGUGAAGCCAAUGUUGCAGAUUUGUUCACCAAACCUUUGAGUUGGACUGUUACCUUGAAGCACAUGUGGGGACUUGGCUUGCGUGACGUUGCCGUUGUUGCUUGUGCACUUGAUGGCUUUGUUGCGUUAUGCGGUGCAAUGCUUGUUGGUAAGAACCAUGUUAGCUUGCGUGACCGUUUUGCCGCCAUGCCGCAUGCCUCUUGGUUGGUGAUUGAGUUCUGUGCCCCCGUUGAAUCAUCGAUGAGAGCGGCUAGCCAGGGCUUGAACUGGGUGAAUGUGCUUACUGUGAGUGAGUGUGAUGAUGGUGCCAGUGCACAGACCUUGCUUGAGCUCAAAGCCAUCUUUGCUGCGCAGAUCAAGAAGAAGGGUUUUGUCUUCUUGUGGGCCAGUACUCCGUGCACCGGAGGCUGCCCAUAUCAAAGGCUGCGUGCCCGUGAUCCAGCUUAUCGCCGAGGGCGACUGAGCAUUUUCUUUCUUCACGCUCCUACGUUUUGCACGACGUUCCAGUUGAUGGUUGCGCGCUUGACAUGCGAGGACUUCGACCUCAAGAGUACACAGCACUACCCGGUAGAGCUUGUAAAGUCCUUCUUUGAAGCGUUGACGUUUAAGAUGUCUCUGGUUCCUUUCGCUGCCGAGCGUGCCAUGGUGUUUGGCCUGGUUGUGGAAGUGCAAGAGAAGCUUCUCGAAGUACCGAGUGUCGGGCUUCUCGCUGUUGUGCUUGUCCCACUGCUUGUGGGUGUUGCGCUUGGAGUGUGCUUGCAGAAGCUGCGUACCGAGAGCUCCCGCGUCAAGACUGUGCAGGACCUUCUUUCGUUUCUGCCAAGGUCAGGCCAGAAGAUGGCUGUCUUUACUUCUGCUUACGGUACCGAUGUCAAUGCUGGAAUUCCUUCUUGUCGGGACGUGGUGGAGUUCCUAGACGCACUUGCAGAGGGUGCUCGCACUGAUCGGGGUUCCGGCAGGGCAGCUGGUGCCCGAGGUGUAAUGCAUGCUCUGCGCUUCAUGGUCUUCAAACUUGCGCUUGACAGUUUCGCGCUCAUCCUUCGGGGACCUAUUGUGUGCUCCUGGCUGUCGGCGGGCAAAUGGGAGAGGCGACCGCCGAAGGAAGCAACCCCCCUCCCGCUGUUUGUCGUGUGCGAUCUAGAAUUGGCAGCGGUGCAGCAAGACAAUGAUGAUCAGUUUUUGCUGCGGGCCUUUCUGUUCAUGCUUUGGGCUGGUUUGCGGUUUUCUGAUGCCCAAAGAAUCCUCAUCUCCUCAGUGCAGCUUGACGACACGUCUGUGAGAGGGUGGAGUUGGCGUUCUAAGACCAGUGCAACAGGUUUCCCUUGGGGCUGUCUUCUUGGUGGAUCGACAGGCAGCAUGUGGGGGCGUUUGUUCGCGGCCGACCUACUGGACAUUAAAAGAAGGGAUCCAGAGCGCGAUUUCCUGCUAGGCCAUGCCGGCGGGGCAUGGUCUUAUUGCUCUACAUUGGCACAAUUCAGGCGUUGUCUGCUGCAGCACACCUCUUUGGAGCGGUCGGAGGCGGGUGUCUACACGAUGCACAGCUUGAAGGCAACGAGCUUAAGCUGGGCCAGCCAGCUCAGCAUCUCGGCGGAGGAGCGUGCUGCUCAGGGUCAUCAUCGGCUACGAAACUCAUCCGGAUGUGUGGAGAAAUAUAGGCGUGAUGACAUACUACCUGCGCUGCGAUGUCAACGCAGCAUUCUUUCUGCGAUCAGCAGGGGUUGGGUUCCCAGCACGCCUUUGUGUCGGGGCACCGUUGUCGUGAAGGAGCGUCAGCCACAGGUGAUUUGCAAGGCCCCAGACUUCGAUUCAGACACGGAAGAUGAAGCAGAAAGUGAAGACGGCGCCGCAGCUUUGGAUCAGUGUGAGGAUGUUGACAGUGUUGCAAGUGAAGAAGAGGAUGAGGUGAUGGUUGAUGGGGAAGCUGAUGGGGUUUUGGUUACCACGUUUGCGGGCCCAUGGAUUGUUAACUCGUUAACUGGAUGGUGUCAUCGGGCAGUGGAGCUAGCGUCCGGCUCACAGGGUGGCCUCGAGUGGCAGUCGGCUCGAGUUGGCAAAGCUUGCCGCCCAGACUUGACCCUUGGAGAAUUCUACGAAGUCAGGUCAACAGAUCCCUUCUUCGAAGGCUUUACGCGCUGCAAACAUGCCGGGUGGUUGCAAUUGCAUUUGGGCGCUGUUUUCCAUGCGGAGUUGAAUGAGGUGGCCAGGCAUGGUGUUGUCGAACCUGGCCACGAAGAGAUGCCGGCCACGCCUAUGACAAUCAGCAUGUGGGUGAAGCUGGAACAAAUCUUAGCAGAUACCUCCUCUGGGGAUGCUGUCAAGAUGUUGUGUGCCACAUGGAUCUUUCUCCUGGUGGGAUGUGUUCGCUUUGCGCACAUACAGCGAUCUUCUUUGACGCAUUGCUUUGAAACGGGGUUGGAGUUCUUCUGCAAUCGUGGCAAAGCUAGAGUCAGUGGUGUUCAAGCUCCGUUCCGGUGGAGCAUGCCGCGUCACGGCAUCACCGGCAUCGAUCUUUACCAAGUCUGGUCCAGCAUUGUCUUGAAAGUCUUUGGCGAUCUGACACAGUUGACAUUCUUUCUGCCUGACUUUUCCCCUUCUCGAGUAGCCCUCGACAAGGUACGGGGAUUGGACGCCACAGCCAUGCCUCUUUGGAAGUUCGUUCGCAUGUCUCGCGCAUUGUUUCACAUGCUUGGCUUUGACUGUCAACACAGAGGUCGAAGCACUGCCCUGAGCUACAUGAGCCGGCGUGUUUUGCCAACACUGGCUGAUAUGUCCAGUUUCAAGCCCCGUGAGCUGCUAGCAGUUGGAGCAUGGGUGGAUAACAAACGCCCGUCCAUGCAGGCCAUAUCCUGGCGCCUGGCCAUGCCACUCCGUUAUAGCGACAAGAAGUUGUUGGUGGCUCGGCAGCUGAAAUCGGAGCUAGUCGUUGCUGCACGGCUGGCCCUCAAUGCUUGGCGGACCCGGUAUGGAGAUGACGCACCAACUUGGGAUGACUUACUGACCCAGCCAGCUCUUCUUCUGCAGAGUCGGCCCCCAGCAUUGAAGCCUCGGUCGCAUGGCAGCUUUAGCUACUGGACGCAGUUGGUCGCCCACAUGCUUCAGAAGGUUGCCGCUCGCGUUGCAAUCCUCAUGCCCGUUGAUGCUCAGUUCCAAGCCUUUCUGCGCCAGCGCAGCGUGGCGCAGGAGAUUAUUGACUAUCUGGGCUCCGCUAGCGUUGGUUGCUACAGCAUUCGUGCUUUUGCAAACUGGGUGGAUUCCAGGCAGGACAUCGAAGCCACCAUAUUGGCCAAGAUCCCGGCCAAAAAGGACGACCGCAGUCAGCUUGCCAUGCUCAAACAAGCAUGGCGGGAAGCUGAUGCUUUGGUGGCUCGACAAAUAUCCCGGCAAUCCCAAGGCUUGGCUCCGGAGGACUUGGAUGACCCCUUGGAUCCAGAUGUUCAGAAAUCGUAUGUGGCCACAUUCAUCUCAUACCACAAAUGGGGCGAGAUUGACUCCAAGCGCAUCGGCAGCGACUCCAUGUUUGGGCGCUUCCGCCGAGAGUUUGAAGCGAAACAACCUUCCAUGUUCCCAGUGGCUCGCGUUCGUUCCCUUGCAACUGCACAGAAGGCGCCUCCUUUUAAGAAACAGCGUCUUACAGAUGGAGUCGCCCUCGACAUCUCGACGACAGGCCACGACGAUGGAGAAUCAUCCGUGGCCCAGGUUUUGCACGGGUUCCUUUCAUUGCUUGAGGUCUUGUGCUUUACGUGGGCAGUGGCUGGUUGCUUCGAUGUCGAGUACAAAGGAAGCAUGGUCAAGUAUGCUGCGUGGCCCCUUCUGUCGCAAUACUGCUUCCAACUUGCUCAGCGUGCAUGGAAGCUCUGCGGGCAAUACACCAUGGACUCGGUUCUUGAGUACAUCCGUGCUGUCGAGGAGGACUUUCGGGCCAAGGCCAUCGAGCUGGCCCGUGGCAGCGAACAGCAACCAUGGGGGCAUGCCCUUGCGCAUGUUAUUAAGGAGCACAGUUCAAUUUGGAAGGACCACGAUCAUGUUUUGCACCGAGCCGGCAGGAGCGGAGCCACACUCGUUCCCGCACCAUCGCCACCGCCACCAACUGUUGAGCCCGUCGCCUCCCGCUCCAAGUGGCAGACUGCAAACCACACAGCCUCUGGUCACAAGAUCUGCAAAAAGAACAACGAUCGCAGGGGAUGCGAGGUCAAGUGCCCAAAGGGCGAGGUACACUGCUGCGACAUUGUCCUUGCUUCAUCGGGCAAAGUGUGCGAGGGGCGUGCAGAUCAUGAUAAAGCCAGUUGGGUAUUGGUGGAGUUCUGCCACGGCUUGGCGCCCUUCCUCAUCGCAUCAGAGGAGCUUCACUGGAAACCUCCAUCCGCCUAUGUACUGGAUGUCGGUGAAGACGCGAAAUCCAUCAUCGCGGCGCAUCACCCUUCCGCAAAAGAUUGGGGGCCCAGUAGCUCGAUCACUAAAACUAUGGUGGACGAUUUGGCCCAAAAGCAUGCAGGGGACGCCUUUGUUUUGGUUUGCAGUGCUGUCUGGAGUGGUCCCACAAGGCGGCUGGAACAAAUGCAGACGUUUUGCAGGGUGCUGCAGUGGUUUUCGGCUGCGACGCAUAGACCUGUCAUCGCCAUUACAGCGUGUGAGGCUGCCGAUGAUGAGGGUGUCGCGCUGUACAGGGAGCAGUUUCAAUCCUCAGCGCAGGUAUUCCCUCCCGACGCAUGCGUCGGCCACUUGGCAAAACUGUGCUGGUGGACAUUGCCUCCUACAGCCAACCGCAUACCACUGCUUGCGUCAACUCCGUCCGAGCAGACGGCCCUCCUGCCUGGUUGGGAAGCGGAAAACUUCCUGCACAAGCAUUGCUUGUUGUUUGAUCAUCCACUGCGAUUCGUGCGCAGCCCGGCCACUUUGUUUCGCAGGUUGUUGGUCCCGUUGGAAAUGGAGAAGCUUCUCGGGCUACCAGGCCAUUAUACAGCGCCUUUGCUUAUCAGCUACCAGGAUCGUCCACUUGAGCAUUGUGCAGUUGCUCGUAGUGCCCUCUUGUAUCCCAUGCUGCCGAUACCAUUGGCAAAAGCGCUUCUGUCUCGUGUGGAACCGUUCACGUUUGCGCAAGCCUGGUGUCCGAUCACAAGCAGCCUGCCAGUCCAAGUUGACGGACUUAUCAACAAGCAUUUCCAGGAACAUGGUGCAGUGUACUGGGCGCUGCGCCGCCAGUGCCCUUACAUCCAAGAUGUCUCCAGUCGAGGCUUACGCACUGACAUCCCCAUGGGCCCGGACAUCAUCGAACAAAAUGCUCACAGUUCGGCAUCCUUGGCUUUGUUGUUGCAAUCGCGCGCCCAGACGGCAGCAUCCGGACAGCGUGCUCUCUUGCCGCUGGGAUUGGACCCUGGGCUACACUUUGAAUGUGGGCAGGUUAUGGAGUCUCCACUUAGCAUGGAGCCACCCGUCCCAGAUGAUCUCGAUUUUGCUUUGCGCAUGUGUUUGCAACUUGGGCGGGGUGCCCGAGCUUGGCGGCGUCGCCAGCUUAACAUUCUCAAAGCAGCGGUCGAGAGUGCACACGGCCUGGCAGACAUGCUGGACCUCGGUCGAUCCAGCACAUCCGUUAGAGUGGCCUCGCACGUACAUUUGGACAGGUUGGAUUUGGCCAGAUUUUCAUUGUGUUGGCCGGAUGUUGAGCUGCUGGAGUUGGCGCAGCGCGGAGCUCAUAUCGUGGGCAACAUCCCUGAAUCUCGCAUCUACCGACCAGCGUGCGUGGAGCCAACAGUGCCUUUGCAAGAGUUCGAACAGUCCCACGCUGCAUUUGUGCAAUCGGUGUUGGCUUCGAAACCGCCGCCGCCAGAUCAGGUGCAGGUCAUAUGGGAAAAGUCUGAGGCGGAGCGCCAGUCUGGUACUUUGCGUGGCUAUUGGACGGCGUCUGAGAUGGAUUCCAGACAUGGUGCAGGCCGUUGGCGCCCCAUGCCACGCUUCGCUGUGUGGCAACAAUCUCAUUCAAAAUGGCGCCUCAUUGAUGAUGCCAAAGCAUCCAGCACUAACCGCACUAUGCAGGCGACCGAGCGCAUUCACACAACAUCUGCAUCAGCAACGUUUGCCGCCGUCCGGAGGCUGCGCUCCUUGCACGGGCAACCGUUGGCAGGUGACUUUGAAGUGCGUGUUAGUACCCAUGAUUUGGAAAAGGCGUACCGACAAAUUCCUGUCAUCCCAGAACAUCUUCGCUUCUCCAUUGUUGCCAUCUACCACCCUGAACGUCGACAAUGGGUUUUCGCGGAGUGUGAUGGUUUGGCCUUUGGUCUUUCAGCAGCCGUCCUGGGCUUCAACAGGGUGCCAUCUUUCAUCGUUGCUCUCGCACGCCGUUGGCUGGCUAUACCACUCUUCAGCUUCUUUGACGACUUUAAAGUGGUGGAUGUGGCGUGUAGCAAUGGGUCUGCCACCAGGUCUUUCUUGCAACUUUUGGACUGGUUGGGAUAUAGGCGAGACCCAAGUAAGGACCAAAUGCCGUCAGCUGAUGCAAUUUUUCUCGGUGCACGCGAGGUCUACUCUCAUCUGGGUGCGUCGGACUCAAUUUGGCAUCUACCCAAACCUGGCCGAGAGGAACAAAUUCGGAAACAAAUUCUUCAGAUUCAAUGUCAAGGCCGUCUCUCUGCAUCUUCGGCUAUGUCCUUGCGUGGCAAGCUUCUUCAUUUAUCCGAAACAUAUCAAGGCCGCUCGGGCAGAGUCCCGACUCCGCACCUGGACGAGAGGGCAGCAUCGGACCACAUGGUUGCGAUGUCGUCCGGCAUUCGCAUGGAACUGGAAUUAUUCUUGGAAAUGCUGGAAACAUGUCCCUACCGACAAGUGCCCAUGGACCCAUCGGUCUUGCCGCAAGUAUCUCUGUUCACAGAUGCUUCUUUUCAUGUUGAUGCUCAGGGUGUGCCUCGAGCACGUAUUUGUUUCAUUGUGGCCUGUGCGCACAGGCAUAUACGAAGGGGUGCUGUCAUUGACGUGCCUCCGGAGGUUCUGGCCCGCUUCCAGCCUUCAGAAACACUCAUUGCACAGGCUGAGGCCUUGGCCCCGAUGCUGGCACUAUAUUUCGAACCUGACCUACUACAGCACUGCCUACUCACGGUUUUCAUUGACAAUAUGGGUGUUCUCUGCAACUUCGUUCUGGGCUCAUCUAGCUCCCUGGACCUUGGAUGCAUCGUUCACGCGACUGUUUUGAGACUCAUGCGGAGAGGCGUCCGAGCAUGGUGGGAACACGUUCCCAGCAAAUCCAACAUCGCAGACGGUGGUUCUCGCGUGGGUGUCUGCUGCCCCAUAGCAGCUAAGGCAGGCAUUACACUAGUUUCGAAAGUUUUCCCACGCACGUGGCCCCAGAACCACGUGGAGCUCAGUAUGAAGGAGUGGGAGCGCUUUUGGACAUCCCACUGA
Molecule: messenger RNA, 15201 nt
Organism: Symbiodinium sp. CCMP2592
Lineage: Eukaryota; Dinophyceae; Suessiales; Symbiodiniaceae
Source: the annotation of a GenBank genome assembly